This is a messenger RNA of Spirometra erinaceieuropaei, 2644 nucleotides long. The record is from the annotation of a GenBank genome assembly. Lineage: Eukaryota; Metazoa; Platyhelminthes; Cestoda; Diphyllobothriidea; Diphyllobothriidae.
AUGCAGGCUGCAGAGACGCAUCCUGAACUCAACAGUUCAAACUACCGCAAUCUCGACUUCAAGAUCACCUGGACGACAGACGAGGGUCCCCCAAUCACUCUGUGGCUGGUGGCGUCUAGUCUGCAGGAGAAGGAGGCCUGGUGCUCCGACAUCAGUCAGGUUGGAAUCAGCAGCAUUUUAUGGGUUAUUUUUAGGAAGUAUGUAAUCAAGUAUGAUGUUAUAAGGUACAAGUAACUUUCAAUGCCGGCGAAUACCUAUGCACUGUUUUCGAUAUAAAACUUCUUGUCCGACGCAUAUACAUAUAGUAUGUUAUCACCGACAAAGACAAGGGAGCCUGGAAUGGCCAUUUCUGGCGUGUCAGCCGUCGUCAGCCAUGUCAGGGUAGGAUUGGCUGACGACGGCUGACAAGCCAGAAAUGGCCAUUCCAGUCUCCCUUGUUUUUGUCGGUAAUGGCACUCUGCCUAUAUCAUGCGCCGCUGUGCGGCUGCUGGUAGAGCUCGAGAGAGAGAGCCUGUAAGGCACAACGGAACGAGUGAGUUCCAUAAGAACGAUCGGUGAGCGCCCCCUACCAUUAUACAUAUAUGUAUAGGACAAGUUUUUUUAAUUUUCACUUUGAACAUCGGUCUAUUCGAGAUUUAUAGGCUCAGACUGAAAUUCGAUAUGAAUAUUUGGGCCAAAGUCCGUUAGCCACAACGAAAUAACCGCGUAACAUUCACGAACUUCCAACGGGCAGCCAGCAAUACAUGCAUAAGUUGGAAUAUAUAGCAUAAUUGACAGCACAGGUGUUAGCUAAACGCUCAGUCACGUGUUUCGCGGAUAUUCUGUCGUUGCAUGACACAUAUGCGAGUGGUUCGGCUUGUCAGUGGAUCACCAGUUUUCCUCGCAUGAUCUCUGGUAGAUACCCAAGUUAGUGAUUAAGUCCUAGGGAAAUUAAAAAGCUGCAAUUUCAAAAUGGAAGUGUCUACUAGAAUGCACUACAAUCACUUCAGUAUCGUCCGAGCUGUUAAUCCAUACUAGGCAACACAUAAUUGCAUUGUGUAGCCACGGCACUGCUUGCGACACGGCGAACCACGACCGAGGCUUCUAACACCUCCAACGCCGGCGCACUGACCCCUGACCUCAUCUCACAUCAAUGACGCAUUCCCACUGAUCCACAAUUCCUCCGCUCCUCCUCCUCUUCCAGCAGAGAGGGCCCUAAUCCUUUUCCCUUUCCUUCCCCGCCCCAAAACUUACCACAACUAGGUGCCCACAUCUCUCACUCACCAGCUAUUUGCCUGUCGCUGUCUUUCCCAUCGCGCCAACUUAUCUAGCCUGCCGAUCUCACUUUCUCCCCUGCCCAUUUCGCCUGACGACGAGUCGGCGUUACCAACUUGAAAAUUCACGAGUACAACUUGAUUUUCUGAAUAUAUACAUAUAUGUCAUUACCAUUUUAGUGCAUUGAACAGCUGCACUAUAGUGAUGUCUUCAGUACGACCUACUCGGAGGUCUCAUCGAUAUCCAUGCCCUUCUCAGUGCGGUGAGUGUCACCUUCCAGUAUUUUCCUCCCCCAUCGUGAACACGUGUUUCUUAGCUGCAUCCGGUUGCUUGCCUUAUAGGGCCGAUCCCAAGCUCUUCCGAGACGAUGCAAACAUCAAGUAUCAAGCAACGGUGAAUUCCUGCAAGAUGCCCCAGGUGAGUCCGUCGACCGAUAACAUAGUCCUACUAGAGAUAAGGGGCUGUAAAAAUUCUAUCUUUUAAAGCCUUGACCUCAACUCUCAAGUAUGCCCCUGACUGCGAGGGGCUGGAUGUGAGGCUGAGACGCUAGCAUGCGGGGCGUUCAAAGUUGACGAAAUAGCUGUAAACCAGUAGAGGAAGCAAGACCUGUCGGCAGUAACAGCCGCAAGGUGUCACUACUAUGGCCAAAUUAGCGAUCAAACGCAUCAUCUUUCAUAGCGCACAUUGUGACAAAGCAAUAUCUUCUGAUACGCCCAUUGUUUUAUACCUCACUCUAUCUAACUUUCGCUUUUUGCCUGAGGUGCGUCAUGGGACCUUGGGACGCCUGCUGGACCGCCUCCUUGAUCCACGUUUCCAAUCAAUUGAUUUCCUCAACACAUUCCUGCUCACCUAUCGAGUCUUUACCACCGGCGCAACUGUGAUCGCUGCGCUUCGCUGCGUCCUCAGAAACCCAAACCUGCGUCUGAGUGGCAUGAAGAUCGACUCUGACCUCAUGCAGGCUCUGUUAGAAGAGACGUAAGUAUAAUGAGUGCGUGUGCCACUCUCUUCCUUCUGCUCCUCCUCCCCCUCCUCCUCCUCCUCUUUCUCUUCCUUCUCCACAUCCUCCUCCCCUCCUCUUCCUACUGCGUCUGAGUGGCAUGAAAAUCGACUCCGAACUCAUGCAGGCUCUGUUAGAGGAUACAUAAGUACAAUGAGUGCGUGUGCCACCUUCCUUCUCCUCUUCCUCCUCCCCCUCCUCCCCCUCCUCCUCCUCCUCUUCCUCUUCCUCCUCCCCUCCACCUCCUCUUCCCCUCCUCCUCCUCCUCCUCUCCCUCCUCCUCCUGCUCCUCCCCUUCUUCUCUUUCUUCUCUCUUCCUCCUUCUUUUCCUCCUCCUCCUCCUCAUUAUCUUCCUCCUCCUCUACCUCCUCCUUCCUCUCUGUGUCUGAGUAG